Lagenorhynchus albirostris (white-beaked dolphin) is the source of this 2365-nucleotide messenger RNA. It is a transcript of the gene SLC2A4, whose product is annotated as solute carrier family 2 member 4. The transcript is spliced from 11 exons. Gene Ontology annotation, cellular component: membrane. The record is from RefSeq and is a predicted model, not a curated record. NCBI's taxonomy places the organism in Eukaryota, Metazoa, Chordata, Mammalia, Artiodactyla, Delphinidae. Gene Ontology annotation, biological process: D-glucose transmembrane transport; cellular response to insulin stimulus. Bases 223 to 1821 code for a protein of 532 amino acids.
CUUCGGGUCUUUCCCCCGCCGGCCAGGCUCAGCCAGAUCCCCGGGAGCUGCUCUCUGGCUCCUCGGCUUGUGGCUGUGGGUCCCGCCAGGCUCGCCCUCCGCACAAAGCUCCGCGACCCCCAUCGCCCCCGCUCCCUCUGCCCGCCAAGGCUAGGGCCGCAGACCCCCAGUCGCCUCCCUCUCAUCUACGGCAGCUCGUGCAUCUCCAGUUCCUAAGACAAGAUGCCGUCGGGCUUCCAACAGAUCGGCUCCGAAGAUGGGGAGCACCCCCAGCAACGAGUCACUGGGACCCUGGUCCUCGCCGUGUUCUCCGCUGUGCUCGGCUCCCUGCAGUUUGGCUACAACAUCGGGGUCAUCAAUGCCCCCCAGAAGGUGAUUGAACAGAGCUACAAUGAGACAUGGCUGGGGAGGCAGGGGCCUGAGGGACCUGGCUCCAUCCCACCAGGCACCCUCACCAUGCUCUGGGCUCUCUCCGUGGCCAUCUUCUCUGUGGGCGGCAUGAUCUCCUCCUUCCUGAUUGGAGUCAUCUCUCAGUGGUUGGGAAGGAAGAGGGCAAUGCUGUUCAACAAUGCCCUGGCAGUGCUAGGGGGCGCCCUCAUGGGCCUGGCCAAGGCGGCUGCCUCCUACGAGUUGCUCAUUCUUGGACGGUUCCUCAUUGGCGCCUACUCAGGGCUGACGUCGGGGUUGGUGCCCAUGUACGUGGGGGAGAUCGCCCCCACUCACCUGCGGGGCGCCUUGGGGACACUCAACCAACUGGCCAUCGUCACUGGCAUCCUGAUUGCCCAGGUGCUGGGCUUGGAGUCCAUACUGGGCACUGCUACCCUAUGGCCACUUCUCCUGGGCAUCACUAUGCUGCCUGCCCUCCUGCAGCUGGUCCUGCUGCCCUUCUGCCCAGAAAGCCCCCGCUACCUGUACAUCAUCCGGAACCUGGAGGGGCCCGCCAGAAAGAGUUUGAAGCGCCUGACAGGCUGGGCCAACGUGUCUGAAGAGCUGGCUGAGCUGAAGGAGGAGAAGCGGAAGCUGGAGCAUGAGCGGCCACUGUCCCUGCUCCAGCUCCUGGGCAGCCACAUCCACCGGCAACCCCUCGUCAUUGCAAUUGUGCUGCAGCUGAGCCAGCAGCUGUCGGGCAUCAACGCAGUUUUCUAUUAUUCAACCAGCAUCUUCGAGACGGCGGGGGUAGGGCAACCAGCCUACGCCACCAUCGGAGCCGGUGUGGUCAACACGGUCUUCACCUUGGUCUCGGUGUUCUUGGUGGAACGGGCUGGGCGCCGGACCCUCCAACUCCUAGGCCUGGCAGGCAUGUGUGGCUGUGCCAUCUUGAUGACCGUGGCUCUGCUUCUGCUGGAGCGGGUUCCAGCCAUGAGCUAUGUCUCCAUCGUGGCCAUCUUUGGCUUUGUGGCCUUCUUUGAGAUUGGCCCUGGCCCCAUCCCCUGGUUCAUCGUGGCCGAGCUCUUCAGCCAGGGACCCCGCCCAGCAGCCAUGGCUGUGGCUGGUUUCUCCAACUGGACGUGCAACUUCAUCAUUGGCAUGGGUUUCCAGUAUGUUGCGGGUGGAGAAACCCCCUGCAGCCUGGUGGAAUUGGGAAGCUGGAGGGAAGGGUGGUCUGAGCACCCCCCUCAUUCCCCUCGUGUGACUCUUGGAUUAUUUGUGUUGUGGUUAGGCUGUGGCCGUGGGGUGGGCCAUUCUCCCUUCUCAUCCCCUCCUUCCUCUGUAGCCCACCCGCACCCCGCCCCAGCUCCAGGAUACUUCUGCCCCGGCCAGAGUAGGGGGAUUAUAGGGAGGAGAGGCUCUAAGACUGACUUUCCGGUGGGCGUGAACUGAAGCCAAGAGCAGGACUGGAGAAGAGAUAUCCAGUUCCUGCCGCCUUGGACUCCUCCCACUCUGGCACUUUCUCUGAAUUCUUGCCACAGACUCUGGGUGAAGGGGGGGGUCUGUCUUGUCCCCUCCAGGGCAAAGGACGCACCCCUCCCAAGGUCUAACCUCACCUCUCUCACUGCAGGCUCAGUCCUCUUGCUCGGGCUUCUGGGGUGAGAGGGAACACACGUCCACAUGUGGGGAGAGGAAGGGACAGCAGGCGCCUCUCUAGACUCAGGGUUCCGGGCCCCACCCCAGCUGCUCCCCAAGGCUGCCAGAUGGGGGCCCCAGCUCUUUCCUCCUCUCCCAUCCCGGGAGGGUGUUGUACCCAAAGGCUUUUGACCAACUAAGGGAAAGAGGGAUUUGAAAGGCUGCCUGUGAACACUGGGCUGGGAGGAGCCUUCAGAUAUUUUUGUAUAUGUUUGGAAAAGAAGGGGCAGGGAGAAGAAACUGAAGGUCUGUUGUACUAAAUGUAUAUAUAUAUAGAUCCGUAUAUAAAGUUACUGUAUGA